Cylicocyclus nassatus is the source of this 291-nucleotide messenger RNA. The record is from the annotation of a GenBank genome assembly. NCBI's taxonomy places the organism in Eukaryota, Metazoa, Nematoda, Chromadorea, Rhabditida, Strongylidae.
AUGAGGAUCUGUUUAGCCAUAGCUGCGGUGACUUUCCUACUGCCAGCGUUUGUCUCAGGAGACACCUUAUGUCCUACUGGAAAAAUUGAGUAUGAUGAGAUCUAUGAUUAUAUCGUGCCAGCAGUUACGCGCGCAAGAGGAAACCUAAAGGAGAGGCUUGUAAAAAACGGUCCCGAUGGAGAUUAUUUACCAGAGGCGUGGGACAUGGAAAAUUUGGUCAGCAGCGCGCAGGGCGUGCACGACGACAGCGAUUCGUCCCGUAUGUUCCGGAUGAUCGAUACCGUAGUCUAA